Notolabrus celidotus (New Zealand spotty) is the source of this 6832-nucleotide messenger RNA. It is a transcript of the gene syne3, whose product is annotated as spectrin repeat containing, nuclear envelope family member 3. The record is from RefSeq and is a predicted model, not a curated record. Gene Ontology annotation, molecular function: actin filament binding. NCBI's taxonomy places the organism in Eukaryota, Metazoa, Chordata, Actinopteri, Labriformes, Labridae. Gene Ontology annotation, cellular component: cytoplasm; meiotic nuclear membrane microtubule tethering complex; nuclear outer membrane. Gene Ontology annotation, biological process: nuclear migration. The transcript has 18 exons. Bases 126 to 3599 code for a protein of 1157 amino acids.
CUUCCUGCCUGCUGCCUUAACUUCUGUGUUCACAACACUAGCUUCACUCCGCAGAGACAGUCCCACCUGAUGAGCGAGGAGCUAGUCUGCCUGCUGUUGCUCUUCUUUCAGUCCGGGGUCUGGUCAUGACGCAGCAGGAGCAGCUGGAGUUCAUGGAGAGCCUGGAGGCAGCGCUGUCCUGGAUGAGGACCAUCAAGGAGAGGCUGAAGGCCAACGACAACACCCAGGGGCCUCGUGAUGCUCUGGAGGCCCGACUCAGAGAAACAGAGAAAAUCCAUCAUUCCGAGCAUGAAGGUCGAGUGAAGAUGGACAAGGCGCUGGUGGCAGCGGAAAAACUCUUACGGAGCGACGAUGAAGAGCUGAAGAACCAAACCCUCACAAAGCUCAAAAACCUGAAGAUCCUGUGGGAGGAUACCAGCACCUAUAUCAUCCACUGUCACAGUCGGAUCGAGUGGGUGUGGCUGCACUGGAGCGAGUACCUGAAGGCCUACGAGGAGUUCGAGCUGUGGCUGACGAAGCAGCAGCGCGGUCUGGACGUCGGGGUGGAGCUGCAGCUGGGGGUGAAGGAGAAGCUGUGGCAGGUGGACCAGCAGAGAGUGAUGGUCAGCGACAUCCACGGCCAGGCGGCGCUGCUGGAGCGUCUGCUGGACGAGGCUGCGGCGCUGCACAACAGAACCCAGGAUCCAAGCGUGGAGCCGCAGGCCCAGGAGAGGCUGCAGGAGGCCUACAACAACGUCAGAGACAGAGCGGAGGAGCGUCUGACGCUGCUUCAGAAGAUCACUGAGGAGCACCAGACCUACCAAGGCUGCGUUCAGAGGUUCCAGUCGUGGCUGCUGUCAAAGACCAAGGAGCUGAGUGAUCUGAUGGAGAGGGAGGAUUCAGCCGAGAACAAGCUCAAAGCUUUACAAGCUCUGGACGACAGUGUGACGGGUGAGGAGAAGACCCUGCAGCAUAUCGAGGGCCUGGCAGAAGGAGUGAGGGGUAACACGUCUCCCGCGGGGGCCGAGGUGGUUGUCGAGGAGGCCGAGGAGCUGAGGCUGGGCUGGCACAGGCUGAGGAUGGGUAUGUGUAAGGUGGAUGACGGCCUGCGCUCCAGCCUGGACUCUCACAGUCAGUACAUGGCCCGGUGUCAGCGGCUGUCGGAAGACAUCGGCGGCCUCAGGGUGAUGCUGCAGGGGCUGGACCAGGAGCUGGAGGAGGGCCGGGAGGCUGGAGACCGCACGGAUCGCACGGAGGAGCAGAUGGUGGGCCAGUGGACCAAGUACACGGGUGUGAGGAACGCUCUGGCAGGAGAAGAGUCCCAGGUGGAGUUACUCAAAGCUCAGCUGAAGGAGCUCUUCAGGUUCUCAGAGGACUCGCGACACCUUUCUGAUGACGUCCUGGCUGUUGUCAAAGAACAUCAGAGUGUGAAGUGCAGAGCAACGAGGCUGUGCUCAGAGUCAGAGUCCGGGCUCAGAAACGUCCUGCAGGACCCUCUGCUGGUCUACACCCAGUGGAGCCACAUGGUCUCUCAGGUUCUGGAAGCUUCUGCUGACGUGACUGACUUCUCCCACAUCGCCAUGCUGGUGCAGAGCAUCGAGCGUCUGCUGAAGGAUAGCGUCCAGCUGCAGGGUCGCUUCGGACAGCUGCAGGUGAAGGGGGAUCUGCUGGACUCGGUGUUCGGUCCUGAGAGGUCUGAUGGUCUGCAGGACGAUCUGACGUCUGCAGUGAGGAACAGAGAGCUGCUGCACAACCAGCUGCAGCAGAGGAAGAGCAGACUACAGGGCCUGAUCUCCAGAACCAAGGACUUUGGAGAUGCCUACGAGUUAAUUCGCUCCAAGCUGACGGCUCUGAGGGAUCGAGUGAUGGCAGCAGAAGGACUCCAGCCUGACAUCCUGGCUAAGAAAUCCCAGUCAGACCAGUUCAGGGUGAUCCUUAAGGACCUGGAGGACUGUGAAGCCCACAUCACGGCUCUGGAGACUCUGGUCUCAUCCAGUCAGAACAACAGGACUCAGUUUGAGAGACUCUGUGCCGACUGGAAACAUCUGCACCAGGCCGUCAGGGUGAAGGUUCAUGAGAGCGAGGAGAGCAUCGCAGACCACGAGAGCUUCCACGACAGCCUGCUGAACAUCGAGAAGUGGCUGAUGAUCAUGAAGCAGAAACUGGAGUCCUUCCACAGUCCAACAGGAGGCUGGAGCAUCGAGGGACGCCAGCACGAGGCCCAGAGAGCGCUGGGAGAGUUUCCAGAGAAGGAGUUCCAGCUGCAGCAGAUGGAGGUCCAGGGUCAAGGCGUCUUAAAGAGGACUUCAGAGGAGGGGCAGGUCCACAUCAUACGAGACAUGAAGCGCCUGCGAGAGUCCUGGUUGGCCCUCUACAACAUGAGUCUCAACCUCCACAGGCUGAUGAACGGCUCAACGGAGCAAACAGAGGCUGACUCAUGGAGGGUCGGAGGCACAUCCCUAAAAACAGAGCUGAGUCUGGGGGAGGGGGACAGGCCGGUCAGAAUCCAACUUAAAGACAGUCCAGCAGAGAUGUACGGAGUCCUGGGCAGCUCUGGGCCUGGAGGAGGAGGAGGAGGAAGGCUGGAGGGAGGAGAAGGAGAGGGCAGCCUGAUGGAGCAGGUAGGGUGGAUUCAAGGUCAGGGUGAAGCUGGUCUCCUUCUCACAGGACAGCAGGAGCACCUCGGCUCUCAAAGGACAGAUAUGGACGGCAGACGCUCCCUAACAGGAGACGAAGUUGAUUCUUCGAGGUGGAGUCUUCGCAGCAGAGCAGCUCAAGAAGUUUCAGCUGCUGAUGGAAGCCCUGACAGCGACAGACCAGCAGGGGGUGACAGCAGCGUCUUGGCUGGAGUCAGAGGAGGAGGAUCGUUCUCCGCAUUGGGAGGAGGAAGGAGCUCGGGAGGAACUAGCUCCAGAGGUACGAGCUCCGGAGGCGACAUUGGCGUGGUGGCAGGAGAGGGGAUGAGUCCAGGAGGAGGAGGAGGAGGAGGAGCUUUCAUGCUGUUCAGGAGGGACCAAGCCAAGAAGUCAUCAACCCCAUCAACACAGCAAACAAUGACGGCUGAUGGACGGAGCAGCACCAGGAGGAGAGACUUCGAGGCCUGGCUGUCCGGAGAGAGUGAACUCCUCUCGGGGGUCCUCAGCACGAAGGCAGCAACGCUCAGCGCCAAAGAACUCAAGAGCAGACAGGACACGCUCAAGGCUCUGAGGGCAGGAGUGCUCUGGGGUCAAGAGGAGUUCCAUCAGUUGCUCCAGGAGGGUCCGGCAGGCGAGGCUGGACCGGGACCUGCAGAGGACGGAAGUCUGGAGGAUCUGCGUUACCGCUGGAUGCUCCACAAGUCCAAACUGAAGGACAUGGGAGACAUCAGGACCAGGACUGGAGCUAAGAGACUCCAAGCCAAACAGGAGAAGCCGGCUGUAGCUGCAAAGGUGCAAAAGAAACCCAGUUUGUGUCAUCGGGUCUGUCGUGUGGCGCUCCCUCUGUGGCUCCUCCUCCUCGCUCUGCUCCUCCUCGCCUUCCUGCUGCCCCUCAUGGACGAAGGAAGCAGCUGCUCGCUCUCCAACAACUUCGCCAGAUCCUUCAACGUCAUGCUGCGGUACGACGGACCCCCGCCCACAUAGGAGACCCACCUCUGCACGGAGUCACAUCUGACCUCCCCACAGUAAGACUCCAGCAGACCACAAACAGGAUCCACUUCACCUCGAGAGCUUCAACCCCCCCAAUGACUACAUUUACAGCUUUUAAAUAUCUUCUCUGUUCUGUUGCAACACAAUCUAUGAAGGAACCAUGACCUCAAGUAGCACGCACGUCUGCAAACCACAGAUCCAUCACUCCCUUAAACCUCCAUAAACCUUUAUUCUUCAUUUUAAAAUCCUUUUAACAGACUUGUCUGUCAUCCUACACUUUAACAGUUUUAAUCAAACUGUAGGAGCUUUAACAUCUGUUCAACCAAAGUCGUCAUUCAUUGCAAUGUCUCCACUUUUAACACUGUAACUCCAAUUUAACAAGAACCUGCUCCGGCUCUUAAAACACAUCAUACUGUAUGAUAUAUUCUAGUUAAUGCACAUCAGAUUAACCCUGUUGAAUCCUGUCCUCCUUAAACAUCAGCUCAGUUUGUGAUGACACAAGAAGAGGCAGUGAUAUGUGGAACUUUGUUCUUGAUACGUCUUCCUCCCUGAUGAUCAUUGAUGCAGGUCCAGGCCCGGCCGUUCAAAAAGGUUUAAUCCGGUUAAAAUCAUCUGGAUUAGGAAAUCUAAUCUUUCCCUACCAGGAUCUGAUAAUCCAGUUUGCAUUAAGCUGAUCCAGAUCCAGACUAAACGUUACCAAAUCUGGAUUAGCAGUGUUCUUAAUGGGACUACGUAUUACCUCCUUACUCCACAGGGGGCGCCAAAACCCACACAACCUGAAAGAUCAAUGCCGUCGAUGUUCGGAGAAAUGUUUUAUAUUUAAUUUUAUUCCUCACAGCUCAAAGUGAACAUCGUCCUCAGCGUCACUGAGCAGAUUGAAGAACAGAGGGUAAAGUACCUGUUGUUUUGUUCGACCUGAGAUUCAGCCUGAUCCAGAUCUCAGCCUGUUUUCAUGAUCUGGUCGGAUAGUUUAAUCCGGUCAGAUUACUUUAGAGCGGCGGCGCCCAGACGUUUGUCUAAUGAAGUCUGUUCCCUGCAGUCAGAAACAUUACCUCAUAAACACGACACGCAGUGCUCUGAUGAAUCACUGAAGGAUUCAGCACGUUUGUUUUUUUUUGCAGAAUGUUCUUUGAAGAAUGAAAUCCUCCAGAGUCCGUCUGUAGAAGGUGUGAGGGUUCUCUGAGCAGUUUAACCUUCCUGCAUGUUAACUUAAGAUUGUUGCACCUUUAUUUUUCCCCUGAUUCUAUCACAGUUAAUCCGGUAAUAUUGCUGCAGGACUCAGGUGUGCAUGACUUCAGCGCUCUCAUGCAUCACUCGUCCUUUGUUCUGUUUUACUGUAACAGCGUCUCAUGAGAGCUGUCGGAGACUUUUUUAUCUCUGAGGUGCUGUGUUGGCUCGACCACGGCGAUCUGUCUUUUGCUCAGUCUGAACCUCGUGUGAGUGCAAUUGGCACGCCGUCUUACACCCCCCCCCGACAUGUUCUUGGACCACCGUGUGCGUUCGGUGCCAAAGCCCGAGCUGUAAACGUUGGCAGUCGCCUUCUUUGUGCAAACCUAAAAUAGCUUGUGAUUGCUCUUUUCUCCUGCAUUCUCUCUUUUCACACCACUCCUAAAAAUACUCCCAAACACCUCCACACCUUCUCGUACACACAUAUCUUCCCUUUUUAGGCCGGGGUGUUCUGAGGAUUGACCGGUCACUCUCACCAGGGAAACCAAAUCAUGAUAAUCUAUUACAUGUGAAGGUCUGUUUCUGCACACUUCACAUGUUCUUCACUUCUUUUAUAACUCCAUGUUAGACUGAGCUCAGACUGACUGAGCUCAGGAGGAGACAUCAGAGGAAACAUUUCAGCUUCACUGAAUCAUCUCAGCGCCAAAACAACUAUUUAAAUCAGGCUGGGGUAUUUUAAAGACAAAAUCAGUUAUAGCUGUGUUCGUGUUUCAGCUUACUGAGCUUCAUGCGAUCCUCCUACAGGGUGUAUAACAAACAUGUAGUUUGAUUCUGUGAGCGACAGUGUUUAAAAAUGUAGUUACAACCAAAUCACAAACACAAAGUCGACUCAGAUAUCUUCAGCUGCAGCCGGACAGCCUCUUUAGCUGCGUCCUUGAAAUGUUUGGAGUCCCUUUCAGAACUCCAGACAUUUUCAGGAGUGACGAUGAUGAAGAAAAUCAUGUUUGCAGUGUUCUUGAAAACACAGAUCAGCAAACUUAAAGAUUAUUCUAUUCUGUGUUUGCAGAGUUAAACUGCCUAACAGACACUUCUCUGAGCAGAGGGUGGACACAGCUUUGUGCAGUGAAGCCAUAAUCUGUGCGGACCCAUUCAGUCCGAAUCACAGCAGAACUAAACCUUCCUUUAUGUUAUCAGCUGGUCCCGUUAGUGCCAAGUCAUUCUUCUCACAUUGUUACCGCAGAGACUUUGUUUUCUGAAUUUGCUGAUUUGUUGGCAGAAGUCUGUAAAAACUUCAAACCUUGUUAUCUCUGCUCAACAUGACCCUGAAACCAAAAGUAAAGGUUCAAAGAUACAAAGUGAAUUUGCACUGAUGUGUGAGAACAAUCAUGCUUUAUUUUGAUGUGUAUAUAUAAAACAUGUAGAAGCUGUUAUGGCCUUAAAGCUCAUCAUAAUCAUCCAUUUAAUCAUCUUUACUCAGUGCCAUUCUCACAUGUAUUUAUUCAGCCUGCAGCUUUAUAAAGCUUUACAGACACUUACCGUCUAACAGUAUAUGUAACCAUUAUAUAACCACUUUAAAAGUAUGGAUAAGUAAUGUGUGUGUGUGUGUGUUUUUAUACUGCAUCAAUAAUCAGGCUGCUCGCCGCGCCGCCCGUCUGCUCUGCACGUGUCCCUUUUAGAGACGCCUAUGCAACGCCUGGCUCUGUUAUUAUAUGUCCAAUGAAACUUUAUGCAACAUGUGAAAUGACUUGAAUCUCAGAGCACAGCUGCUCCUGCAGAUACAGAAUGUGUAGCAAAGACAACGAAGAACAGCUGUCAGAUAGUUUGAGCACACUCGUUAUGCAAAAAAAGUCCAAAGUGCUCUCAGAGCGAGGUACUUACUGUUAUUACACAGAGCACGGGUAAUGAUACACACGUGAGAGCUUUUUGUAAGAGGAUGAGAUUUUAUUUUAUUGUUUGAAACAGAGUAGAAGUGCUUCAUAUUAUUCAACAGAGCUUGUAUUUAACCAAUGUUUUUGUAUCCUGAUGAAAUAAACAUUAAAUUUAUAUUUUCUGUGCUUGAA